AGCAUAUGAUUUUGAUAUGUGGCUUGAAGCCUAAAUUAAUCAAUAAAAUAACAGUUUUAAAAAUAAAAAAAUCAGAAAAUAAAGGAACGAAGAAGGAAUGAUGCGAGUCUAGAGAAAGAGAGAUUCAUAUUUGUGUGACUAGAGAGAGAGAGAGAUUCAUUAUGUUUUUCGUAAUUAUUAUCAUCAAUAUAUGACAAAUUUAUAGCCUCACCUUUCUUCUUCUUCUUUUUGAAUUUGCUUUCUUCAAGAGGUUUCUUCUUCUUGGAACCGUUUGGAUUCACCGCUUCGGUGUAUGAUCUCUCGAUCUUCGAGGUAUGGAGGCUGUAGAUUGUUAUCAUUCCAUGUGGCAAUGAAUGUGGAUGCCUGUUAUGGAAAGAGUAGCUGAAGAAACUGUGGCGAGUAACAACAACAUACAAUUGAAAGGACGAGUGGAUGAUGUUCCUUGUAAGCUUGAUGCUCUUCAUAGUAAUAUGGUGAUUCAAUCAGAAACUAGAAACAGUGACUGUCCUGGAAGCUCAGCUCACAGGACUCUUGAGAUGACUAAGCCGCCGCCUCCGGAGGAUUCUGCUGGAGCUAAGCUUUCUGUUGAAGAGUUGACAUUGGGGAACUAUAGGAUUGUUCAAGGGACUAAUAAUACUAAUAUGGAUAGUUCUAGGGCUGGGAAGUUUGAGCAUCUUUAUCGUCUUGCUAGAGGGUCUUCUCUAAGGCCAGGAGAUGGGGAUCUUGAUUCUCAACCUCGUGACAUGGAUCAAAUGUUGUCACGAAUUAGACAACAGCUUGCUGGAGCUCCUUCCGAAAGGCAAAACCUGAAACCUUUUAUGACUAGGAGGAGCGAUCACAAUCUUGAAGCUUUUUCUGAACGUCUACGAGCAGCUGGUGAGAACAGUAUUAUCAAAGCUCCUUCAUUGAUCAGUAGUGAAGGUGUCCAAUUGAACGCGCCUGUCAAUUUUUCUCAGUUGUUACUUAAAAGAGCUAUGAAGGGGAAAGGCGUAGUAGGAAAGAACCAGGAGUCUCCUCCUGAAUUUUUCUCUGACCAAGAUUUAGGAAGCAAGGAAAAACAGUUGGAUAGUAGCAAGUCGCCUACUCCUCACCAUGUGUUACCCCUAAAAUCAAGUCCCAAAGGAAAUGGGAUGGUAUCACAUGGUGAUGGAAAUCAUACUAAAUCUUCUUUUGGAAUCAGUUUGAGGGAGUUUCUUAGAUCAAGUUAUGCUAAACGAGAGAAAAGACAUGGCCUUUGUCUAUUUAGGCAGCUGGUGGAGCUGGUUGACUCAGCCCAUUCAAAAGGAUUAUUCUUGCUAGACUUGAGACCAUCCCUUUUCACUUUAGUUCCAUCGAAGAAACUUAGAUAUAUUGGUACUUUUGGAAAGAACGAUCUAGACUCAGGUGUUGACGAAGAUUUGAAUAGGAGGAGGCCUGUUGUUCAGGAAUCAUCUAUUGGAGGUAGGGAUUCAAAGAAAAGAAAAAUGGACUUGCAUGUGCAUUCUCCAGGGAGUCAACUUCAGGCCACUUCCACCGGGAGACCUUUCAAAAGGAAAAGCCCUGUGAUUGAUUUAAAUGUUGUUGAUGCACGUAAUCCAGACAGUUGCGAGCUUCAACAGCAAGACUAUAUCAAAAAUUUAAGCGUGUCUUCAAUGACGAAAAAACAGUCUAUGUCCACAUGGCUAGAAGAGCAAUGGUAUACUUGUCCAGAGGAGAUUAAUGGAGAAGAUAUCGGAGAUAAAUCAAAUAUUUAUGCCCUUGGUGUUCUUCUGUUUGAGUUGCUAUGCCAUUGCGAGUCCGGUGAAAUGCAUGCUGCAAUGAUGGCAGAUUUACGCCAUCGGAUUCUCCCACCAACAUUUCUCUCAAAAUACCCAAAGGAAGCUGGAUUUUGUCUUUGGCUUCUACAUCCUGAACCCUCGUCCCGACCAACAGCUAGAGAUAUACUGAAGUCAGAGUUGAUAUGUGAGGAUGAUUCAGUUAAAUCGACUGCUGCUGCUGAGGAGAUAUCUGAGCUCUUACUUCAUUUUUUGUCUACUCUAGAAGUGCAGAAGCAGAAAAAAGCAUCUAAGCUUUUGCAAGAUAUCCAGACCUUAGAGGAUGAUAUCAAGGAGGCCGAGCGAAGAUAUUCUUCAAAUGUAUCUCUGGUGAGAUCUCAUGGAGCUAUUGAAAGAAGGGUGCAAUCAUCUCCCCUAGAUGAGCACUGUACAACUUCUGGCGUCUUGCUUGUACCAAGUACUAAUACAGACAGGCUGAUGAGUAAUAUCCGUCAACUUGAAGAUGCAUAUUUCUUCAUGCGAUCACAAAUCAACUUGUCGAGUUCUGCUGCUAGUACCCGUUCUGAAAAAAUCGUACUAAAGGACAGGGACAGAUGCUCUGAAAACCAAAAUGAAAAUCAGGAUAUGAGUACCAAAGGAAAAUCUUCAGAUCAACUGGAAGUGUUUUUCGAGGGGUUGUGCAAAUUUGCUCGGUAUAGCAAGUUCGAAACCUGUGGGACAAUAAGAAGUGGGGACCUUUUAAACUCUGCAAGUGUGGUCUGCUCAUUGAGUUUUGACCCUGAUGAGGAACAUAUAGCAGCAGCUGGGAUAUCAAAGAAGAUCAAGAUUUUUGACUUCAAUGCAUUUAUGAAUGAAUCUGUCGGUGUUCAUUAUCCACUAGUAGAGAUGGUCAACAAAUCUAAAUUAAGCUGUGUUUGCUGGAAUAGCUACAUCAAAAACUACUUGGCCUCGACUGACUACGAUGGUGUAGUUCAGAUUUGGGAUGCCGGGACUGGACAAGGAUUUUCGCAGUACACCGAACACCAAAAGAGAGCAUGGUCAGUUGAUUUUUCUCCAUCUGACCCGACAAAAUUUGUCAGUGGAAGUGAUGACUGCUCGGUGAAGCUUUGGAGCAUCAAUGAGAAACGUUCAUUAGGCACAAUCUGGAGUCCAGCAAAUGUGUGUUGCGUGCAAUUCUCUUCUUAUUCCAAUCACUUAUUGGCAUUUGGGUCAGCUGAUUACAAGGUCUAUUGCUAUGAUCUUCGGUAUGUCAAAACACCUUGGUGCACAUUGGCUGGUCAUGAGAAAGCGGUGAGUUAUGUUAAAUUUAUGGAUUCAGAAACCAUUGUUUCUGCUUCCACUGAUAACUCUCUCAAGCUUUGGAAUCUUAACAAGACAAAUUCCUCUGGUUUAUCUCCUGGUGCUUGUUCAUUGACAUAUAAAGGACAUACAAAUCAGAAGAAUUUUGUCGGAUUGUCGGUUUUGGACGGGUACAUAGCUUGUGGUUCAGAGACCAAUGAGGUAUAUAGUUACUAUAAAUCCUUACCGAUGCCAAUGACUUCAUACAAGUUUGGAUCCGUCGAUCCCAUUUCUGGAAACGAAUACUUUGAUGACAAUGGACAGUUUGUGUCGAGCGUCUGUUGGAGGAAAAAAUCGAAUAUGCUUGUAGCUGCAAACUCUACUGGAAACAUGAAGCUACUAAAACUUGUUUGACAACUUGGCGUUUUCACUACUACGGGCAUUGGACUCUUUGAGUAAGUUCUUUGGAAAAAUCUCAAAACCUCAUCUCUUGAGUCUGAAUCUAGGACAAACCAGUUUGACUUUGAAGCAACGUUUUUGUCCUGGAAAUUAGAUCCUAUAUGACCAGAACAGAAAAAAAAAUCGAAAUCUUGGAGAAGUUGAAGAAGCAAAACUGUCUGUGGUAAUAUUAUUUGAUUCUUCUUCCUGUAAUUCUAUAUAUAUGAGAUAUAAUUUGAGAUAACUUCUCAGAUUCUUCAGAAGUGAUUCAGAUUUGGUCGGCAUAAUGUGUAAUGAUGAGAGGUAUAUAACUUGUACAAGUGUGUUAUAUCAUUAGCUCAAUUAUGUAAUUGUUGUUGGAGAUUCUCUGUUAAGAGAUAAAUAGAGAGAAAAGAUAUAUCAUCCAUUCACUUCA
This is a messenger RNA of Arabidopsis lyrata subsp. lyrata, 3885 nucleotides long. Its product is annotated as protein SUPPRESSOR OF PHYA-105 1. The record is from RefSeq and is a predicted model, not a curated record. Gene Ontology annotation, biological process: photomorphogenesis; protein phosphorylation. Lineage: Eukaryota; Viridiplantae; Streptophyta; Magnoliopsida; Brassicales; Brassicaceae. The coding region runs from base 354 to 3446 and encodes 1030 amino acids. The transcript has 8 exons. Gene Ontology annotation, molecular function: protein kinase activity; protein binding; ATP binding.